Molecule: messenger RNA, 2132 nt
Organism: Schizophyllum commune H4-8
Lineage: Eukaryota; Fungi; Basidiomycota; Agaricomycetes; Agaricales; Schizophyllaceae
Exons: 14
Coding region: 39-1967 (642 amino acids)
Source: RefSeq, a predicted model, not a curated record
CCUCCCUUGUCAUGACGACGAACUUGCCUGAGAGGAGUAUGGCUCAGGGUGCUGGACAUGAUAGCCCGCGGGAGAAGUCACCCUCCCCCGUGGACGACGCCGUCGAGACUCAGCAGCGCCUGCUGAGCGCGGAGUCUUCAGACGACACCCAGUACGCGACAUACCCUCCCGAUCGCAAGUCCGUGGCAUGGGCGGCGUACGACAUGCCGCAGGCCCCGCCCGCCCCGGAACUGAAGGACUGGGUACCUGUGCCGUUGCGCAAGUGGUUCUGGGUGACACUCGCAAUACUGCUCGUCCUUCUCGCGAUGGGCCUAGAGAUUGCACUGCGGUACACUAAGAGGGCUCAGGGCUGGCACAUCAGAGGCAACUUCAACGACACCGGCGACGCGUGGCAUUACCUGUACACCCUGCCCCCGGUCAUCGUGGCUGCAGCGAUCGCCGCUGCGGCAGCGUGGACGGAUUUCGAGGUCAAGAAGAUGCAGCCCUACAUCGAUUUGGCGCAUGGUAACUCGCCCCCACACCGGAGUCUGUUGCUGGAUUACACGCGGCAGAACAAUUUCAUCGUAUGGGUCUCAGCCGCCCACAAUCGCCAUUGGGCGGUCACGCUCACGACGGUGAUGGUCCUGCUAUCGCUAGCGCUCCAGCCACUGGCGGCAGCGCUGCUCACUGUCCGUGAUGUGUGGCUGCAGGGAGACGAGAAUACCGUCAACCGCAUAUCGUCGAUCAGCCUUGCCACGGAUCUGACUGACAGCGACCUCACACCCUUCCUUACUGCUGCGGGCUUCGCGUCUGCGGAUGUGCUAUACGACCUGAAGGAACCUUCGUUCAUUCAUGAUGGGUAUACUAUUGCGCCGUUUGAGCUUCCCAUAAACCCACCAAACAGCACGGUCACUGCCAACACCACGGCGAUGAAGUCGUCUACCAAUUGUCGCGCCGUCGACGUCGACAGAGUUCACCAUAUCACCGACACCGUGGACGAAUGGCUUUUGAGUGCGGAGCUCGAUGGCUGUAGCCAAAAUUGGCAGGUCGACCACCGUGCCGUCAGUCUGUUCGGAACGGACGCCCUGAACUGCACGUCUGGUGUCGCGCCUCAGUUUGCUCCCGUCGUGUUCUGGUUCUUCACGUACCAGCCUUCCGUAGCAGCCUCGGCGACAUUCUGCUAUCCCUCCUUCGAGCUUCUCGACGUGAGCGUUUCCGUCGACCACGCUUCAGGAAAUAUUACCGCGGUCUCGGAAUUGGGAGAAUUUACCUCCUCGUCCAACUUCUCGCAGUUCGCAGGGAACAUGAGCAGCCUGAACGGAACGCCCUUCAAUGGCGUGGUGUUUAACCUCACGAACCCUGACUCCUACGUCCUCGAGCGCGCGAAUGCGACGCAGUUGACGUUGCCGGCAGCUGUGUUCCAGCAGGCUUCGCAGCGGGAAGGAGGGUUGCAAGCCAGUUUCGAUGAUAACGACUUUACGCCCUCGAGCGAUUCAGUAUACAGCUCGUAUCUGCAGCUCAUCGCACGCUCUAUUUAUUUUGUGCCCGAUCGGCAGCUUAUGUUCGUGGAGGUGAAGUCGUUCAAGAAACGUCUAUUCCUUAGUGAUAUCGCUGUCCAUCUGCUCACUGCCGCGCUUCUCUUGCUGGCCAUUCUCGCGGUUACUAGCCACAUCAUUCAUCGCAGUGACCGCAGGCAGCUGCGCCUCCGACACCAGCCCGGUACUAUCGCCUCUGCAGUAUCGCUUGGCGCGCAGACGAGCAUCGGGACGAUCCUAGCCGACCAUACGAACGCGAGUGACAAGGACAUUCGAGAAGCGCUGGCUGGUCGGCGCUUCCGUAUUCAUCCAACCACCAUGAAGAUCGUGAUGGAAGGCGAGGACGGCUACGACACCGCGCGCACGCCGCAGACAGGUGACCUGCGACGGCGCAGCGUCUUCGCAUCCUUCCAGGAGAGGAUCAGACCUGUGUCGGCCUCGUUGAGGCCGUGAGGUGCUUCAGCCUUCAAAGGCUUGAGCCCCCUGUUCUUCUGCAGACUUGUAUUUUCUACUUCGCUUCGCGCUAUCUAUUGUGUCUAGAGGUGUAAGCUGGUUGUCAUGUAGUCUACUUAUAGUUGAUGAGGUUAUUUCGGAGUGCUGGGAAACAACUCUCGCCUG